Messenger RNA from Manihot esculenta (cassava), 1534 nucleotides. RefSeq names its product L-type lectin-domain containing receptor kinase VIII.2. The transcript has a single exon. The coding region runs from base 222 to 1277 and encodes 351 amino acids. Gene Ontology annotation, molecular function: carbohydrate binding. The record is from RefSeq and is a predicted model, not a curated record. NCBI's taxonomy places the organism in Eukaryota, Viridiplantae, Streptophyta, Magnoliopsida, Malpighiales, Euphorbiaceae.
UCAGCAACCACUCAGAGAAACUGAAACAGAGAGUUGCAGAAACGAGUGAACGUAUUUAAUUUUCACAACCUCCAACUCAACCUCUCCAUUUCUUUACUUUCCUCUGAUUUCUAAAAAGAAAAAAAAAAAUUCACCUGGUAAAUGGGUUCUCCUCAGAAGCCCUAGAGUCCCAGCAAAAAAUACCUGCCUGAUUCCUAGAUUCAGCUCCAACCCAGUUGGCCAUGGCCGCGUUCUCCACUUCUGCAUGUUUUAUUGCUCUUAAUUUCUUUAUUUUUCACCUCAAAAUGCUGUCCGCAUACACGAAUUCCUCUUUUUCUUUCCGAAGCUUUGAAAAAACUUCAAAUUUUGAGUCCGCCAUUGCUCUUUAUGGAGAUGCAAAUGCUGUUAAUAAUGGGUCUGCACUUCAACUUACUCGCUCAGUGAGUUCCAGUGCUGGUCGAGUCAUGUACAAGAAACCCAUCAAGCUUGUUGAAGGUAAACCUGCGAAUUUGGUCUCCUUCUCUACUUAUUUCUCGUUUUUGAUGUCUCCAGAAAAUGGAGAUGGCUUGGCUUUCGUUCUGGUUUCUGAUGCUUUUAAUGCGAGUUCGUUUGAUAAGAGUAUCCCGUUUGGUCUCUCUUUAAGACCAGAGGACAAUAAUUCUGAAAUUCUUGCUGUUGAAUUUGAUACAAAGAGGGAUGCUAAAUAUGGGGACUUGAAUGGCAAUGAUUCUGUAUCAGUUAAGGUAAAAAAUGCUUCAUCUGUUGAUAUUGUGUUGAAUGAUUUGAGGAGAUUAAGUUCUUGGAUUGAUUAUGAAGCGGGUUCAAAGAGGUUAGAGAUUAGGUUGAGUCUAUUUGGUGACGCAAGGCCCAUUGAUCCUUUGCUCUCUUACCCCAUUGACCUGUCAAAAUUGUGGAAUGAAGAGGAAGUUUUUAUUGGCUUGAGCUCAUCUAAUGGGAAUUCCUCUCAGGCAUGUUUUAUCUAUUCAUGGAGCUUUGAGCUAAGGCGUGUCCCUUACUGGAUGCAUUCUGAGCCACUGGAUCCCCAGGCUCUUGCUAAAAAUGUGAAACCCGUGGUUAUUCACAAGCGGAGUGCUUGUGUUUUGAGAGUGCUUGCUUCAAUGAUUUUUGGUACUGCUUGUGGAGCACUAGGAGCUUCCAUUGUCUUGUAUCUUUGGACCAUCUUUGGUAAUAGGCGACAGGUGGUGCCGGAGGAGAAAUGCUCUGUGCAUCCGGCGGAUUUUGAAUACAAGAAAUUCAAAGUAGUUGUAGAGAAAGCCGUCGAAGAUGGCAAGCAGUAGACUGGUUUGUGGUGAGGUUUUGGAUGUUCUGUGUUGUAAAUUUGCGUUUUUUUUUGUACGUGUAGUUGUAGGUUUUAUUGUGUUGUUGUAACUGAUGACCAAUUGUUCAAAUGUAGUUUUUACUAAUGAUGUGAGCAUUCAGAAUUUCAGAUUUCACUCUUUUUAGAAGACUCUUAUGCUGCUAUUUAUGGAUAGUUGAAGUAAUUUGUAAUUGUUCCCAAUUAUCUCCUACUUAAUUCAAAUUAUUGUUACAUUAA